CCGCAAUGAAGAGAAGUCAGUGAGCCAGUCAUUUCCAGAUUUCCUGAGGACAAACAUGCUAUGGAGGGAGAGAGAGUUGUGUUUAGGGUCAAAGUGAGUGGAGUACCCCACCCCAAACUGACGUGGUACCACAACGGAGUAGAGGUGGCGGCGGACUACUCCAGGGAGCUGGGGGAGGACGGGACUCUGUCAAUGCCUUCUGCUGAGAGCAAGCACAGCGGAGUCUACAAGCUCCUGGCCGUCAACAGAGCCGGGAGCAUGGAGAAAGAGGUGAAGCUGUUUGUGAAGAGAGAGGGAGAGCCUUCGCCAUUUGUGGCCAGGAAACAGAUCAGCUUCUCUCCAAUUCUCGUGGACAACUUUGGUCAGUACGUGGCCAGUGGUCAUGACAACGACAACCGAGUCUUCAGGGACCAGUAUACCGAACUGGAUAGGGAUGCAGACCAUCCAAAGACCAUUGGGACAAGUCAAGAACUGAAGCUCCUCAACAGAUUUGGCAACAUCACCGUCUAUGACAACAACAGGAUUGCCCUGAGGCCAAUUGAAGGCCAUGCAGACUGCCAGAGAGACUUUAUCAACGCCUGCUAUGUGGAUGUAGGUCAUCUCUUUCCACACAAUGCCAUACUCACUGACCCCCCCACACACACACACCACCACCAGGGCUACAAGUUCAGAAACAAAUUCAUUGCCACUCAAGGUCCCCUACCAAAGACAGUGGUUGACUUCUGGAGGCUGGUCUGGCAGGAGAAACCCCCCACCAUUGUCAUGGUGACCAACCUGAAGGAGGGGACCAAGAUCAAGUGUCAGCAGUACUGGCCCGCGAGCGGGACAAGAAACUUUGGACCGUUCCAAGUCACCAUCUCCGAGGAGCAGACUCUGGCUGACUACACCACACGAACUCUGCUGUACAGGUAUCUGAAGGGAAGUUCAGAGCGUGCACUGAAGGUGACCCAGUUCCACUUCACAGCCUGGCCUGACCACGGAGUGCCCGACUAUGCCACACCCAUCCUGGCCUUCCACAAGAAGAUCAGGAAACAGCACAGGCCGUCUAAAGGCCCACUCUUAGUCCACUGCAGUGCUGGAGUGGGUAGGACGGGGACACUCAUCACCAUAGACAGAGUCCUGGAUCAGAUCGCAAAGGAAAAGAUGGUGGAUGUUGCGGGGGUCGUCCAACACCUCAGAGGACAGAGGAUGAAGAUGGUGCAGAACCCAGAACAAUACAUCUUCAUCCACGAUGCUAUUCUUGAGGCAGUCACCUGUGGAGACACUCAGAUUGGAGCCAGUGACCUGCGGAGGAGCAUACAGAUCCUCAGUAGGAGGGACCCUAAAACCAGUAUGACUGGUUUUGAGAGCCAGUUCAAGGCAAGUUUCUCUUGCCAUCUCCCACACCAGGUCCUGGAGCAGGUGUCUCCUCGGCCGGACCAGGUGCCCAGGGAAAAGGCUCUGGACAAUCCCACAAAGAACCGCAGCGACGAUUUCUUGCCAGGUGAUCGCUGGAGAGUGGUUCUGAAAGGAGAGACGGAAGACUAUAUACAUGCUGUGGCUGUGAAUGGCUACAAGCAGCAGAGAGCCUUCAUCAUAGCUCAGAGUCCCAUGCAGUCCACUGCCAGAGAUUUCUGGAAGACGGUCUAUGACAGGAAGUGUGGAGUGUUGGUGAUGCUGUGUGACCUGGUGGAGAGUGGGAAGGAUGUGUGCUACAAGUACUGGCCCAGCUCUGGGGUCCAGCAGGUGGGAGAGUACACUAUUGACAUGCUGGGAGAGGAAAAGUUGGAGGGAUUUACCAUAAGAACCUUCGGAGUCCUCCACAAGAAGACGAACAAGAGUCACCAGGUGCAGCAGAUCCACAUUCAGGGCUGGAGACCAGACGGUCAGUGCUCCAACCUGGGUACCAUCACAGCUGUCAUCGGAGAGGUGACCAAGAUACAGCAGAGGACUGGGAACAACCCCAUACUCGUACACUGCAGUGAUACAGCAAGCAGGUCGGGGAUGUUCUGUGCCAUAGCCACCACCAUUGAGAGGUGUAAGACAGAGGGAGUGGUGGAUGUGUUCCAGGUGGUCAAGGCUCUCCGUGUACAGAAACCUGGAGCUGUACGCACUGUGCUGGUGGGCAGUUCCCGGAGCUCACUUCGAGUCACCCACUUCCACUUCACAGCCUGGCCUGACCACGGAGUGCCCGACUAUGCCACGCCCAUCCUGGCCUUCCACAAGAGGGUGGUGAAGGAACACCCGACUGGCAAGGGACCUAUUAUGGUCCACUGCAGUGCUGGAGUGGGCAGGACAGGGACAUUCAUCACCAUAGACCAUGUUCUGGAGCAGCUUGGCAAGGAGAAUGUGGUGGACAUUCCUGGAGUCAUCAACAAGAUCCGCCACCAGAGGAUGAAGCUGGUCCAGACUGUGGACCAGUACAUCUUUAUCCACAAUGCCAUCUUGGAGUCUGUGACGUGUGGAGACACCCAGAUUGCCUCCAGCGACCUGCGACGGGCCAUUCAACAGAUGGGAGACAAGGGAUUCGCCCACCAGUUCGCCGUGCUGGAGCAGAUGAGUCAAAGACCCGAUGAGGUCACUGCCAACUUUGCUGCCAGAAACCCUGACAGAAAUCGCUCACAGGAAUUCCUGCCAGCUGACAAGUGGAGAGUGGCUCUGAGAGGAGACCAUCCUGACUACAUCAAUGCCGUUUUCAUCAACGUAAGCAACCGUAACCUUAAUUCAUGGCUACAAGCAGCAGAGAGCUUCAUCAUAGCUCAGAGUCCCAUGCAGUCCACUGCCAGAGAUUUCUGGAAGAUGGUCUAUGACAGGAAGUGUGGAGUGGUGGUGAUGCUGUGUGCAGACCUGGUGGAGAGUGGGAAGGAGACAUGCUACCAGUACUGGCCUUCCAGUGGCACCCUCACAGUUGGAGAGUUCAAAGUUGAUCUUCUGGGAGAAGAGUUGAUGGACAACUCUGUUCUCAAGACCCUCUCUGUCACUCACUCUGAGGUGGUCAAGGCUCUCCGUGUACAGAAACCUGGAGCUGUACGCACUGUGAUGCAGUACAAGACUAUAUUUGAAGCAGUUUUGGUAUUUCUGGACUCCUUUGACACUUACGCUAACUUUUAGUAGUCAUAACGCAACACCAUUACGUCAUGUCAGUUAUAUUUUAGCCGACAAACCGUUAUUGUAUCUGCGCAUGCGCCAAGCUGAUAUUACUCCGCCGGCCGGCGAAUGUGUGUGCCUGAAACCGCCGUGAAACCGAGUUGCAGAGCGUCAUCAUGGAUGUACUAGUUCGUGUCUUGUUAGCUGCUGUUCUGUGUUGGAUGACACUGCGGGUAAAAGGACUGACUAUAACUGUGAAUAAUAGGCAGAACAGUAUGUCCGUUUCUAAUGACAAUAUGACGAGGAUCAGUGUGUAUUUCUUUGCGUUUGAGAGUUCAAAUAGUAAUUUCGGCAGAGCUAUGAGGUGUCAGUCUGAACUCAUGUUUAACGGAAAUGGUGGUACUGUUGGAUGUCAUGUUGGUGAUGGAGACACUCCAGUCAAUUGUAGUUAUCCAGAACCAGAGUACAUAGCGUUUACUCCUAGUGAUUGUUGUGUAAGGCGAGGUUGGAGUGGAAGGAGAGAAAACGAAGGUGGUCGUAGAGUACACUACUUGUGGAGAAGGAUGGAAACUCCAGAGGAAGGAUAUAUCAACUGUCAUUUUCCUGAUGACAUUAACCCUGUAUUAGGACUGUAUGUCCUCUACCCCAUCACUGAGGUAACUGCAGCUAUUGAGGUGGAGGCAGGAACAUCGACAUUCAGAGUGAGGUGUACCUCCACUGGUGGUAGAGCUCUCAACAUGGCCGUCUCUGGACCUAAUAGAUACAACUCUGACAUCAGUACCAACAUACAGGCAGUUGAUACUCCACUGUUUCUGAGUAAUGACAGGUACACUGCCAGGACAGAUGUCAUGUCCAGUGGCAUGGGUGGAGAUGAAUUCAAGUGCAAUGUCACUAGUGUUGACUCAAUGACUGAUGUUGUAACUGUGGAAGUUGCUACAGCUCCAACCCUCGAUUCACUGGUUCAAACAGCUCCCACUGCCGUCAGAGUGACCUGGAGUCCACCCUCUGAAACCUCAAUAACUGGCUACAGAGUCCGCUACUCUCUUUCUGGUGGAAGUGUGACUAUGACUGAUAUUAUGAGCUCUACAACUAGAGACAUCUCUGGUCUCACUAAUGGAGAGACAUACACCUUCUCAGUAGAGGUUAUCACCAGUAACAGGCUACCUGGAGUAUCGGAGGAGAUGACUAUUACACUGGCUCCUGACACUCCUGAAGGUGUGUUGACUGCUGCAGAAUCAUCCUCAGUCACUGUGUCCUGGGGGGCAGUGGAUGAUGCUGACAGAUAUACUGUCACAUUCUCUAUGGCUCAGGGAACCAAUCAGGAGGGACUAUGUCUACUGACUCUCAUAC
Messenger RNA from Geodia barretti, 4416 nucleotides. Lineage: Eukaryota; Metazoa; Porifera; Demospongiae; Tetractinellida; Geodiidae. The record is from the annotation of a GenBank genome assembly.